GGCAAACGCCGGCGAGAUGCUGACGGACCUCGUGCUCGAGUUCCUGGAGGCUGCAGUGCACGAAUUCCUGUUCGCCUGGCAUGUCUACCCGCGAGAGUCCUUUGAGCGGCGAGUGCUGUACGGCGUCCCGAUCCACAUGAGCCGCCACCCGCUGCUGUGCGAGUACAUCCACUCGAUGCUGGCUGGAUGCCGGACGUGGCUGCUACGAGCUGAACUCGAGAAGUUGUGCGUCAUUCUCCUCUCCAAGGAAGGACGGACAAUGGAGACGCUGGUGGUCGAGCCAAGCUGGAGAGCGGCCUUCGUGGAGGCCGUAGAAUCGGACGAAGACCAGCCGCUGCCCUUGGUGCAGCUCGAAGAGGCUUUCCGGGCAGGAAUGGUGGCGCUUGUAGCGACGCCAGCGUCCAGAGGUGCGGAUCAAUCCGAGCAAAGCAAGCCACACACAUUCCGCAUCCUGGUGCAGACGGUUGAAGACGCCAGUAACCAGGCAACGGCGAUCAACGAGAGCAACGCCUGCAACUCGUGGGUGCUGGCCGACCCGUUCUGGUGCGAGGACCAGAAGAAGCAAAAGGAGAUUUUCCCAGUCAAAGCCGUCCAGUCCGUCGUGUCGCCCAUCCGACUCAACGUGUACAUGGAGAAGCAGCAAGCAGCAGUGACCGAAGUCGGUGAGUCGUGAAUGUAG
Phytophthora sojae is the source of this 679-nucleotide messenger RNA. RefSeq lists its product as hypothetical. The record is from RefSeq and is a predicted model, not a curated record. Lineage: Eukaryota; Oomycota; Peronosporomycetes; Peronosporales; Peronosporaceae. Bases 17 to 673 code for a protein of 218 amino acids. The transcript has 3 exons. Gene Ontology annotation, cellular component: zeta DNA polymerase complex.